Molecule: messenger RNA, 1791 nt
Organism: Xylaria bambusicola
Lineage: Eukaryota; Fungi; Ascomycota; Sordariomycetes; Xylariales; Xylariaceae
Product: transcription factor IIIA
Exons: 2
Coding region: 108-1700 (530 amino acids)
Biological process (GO): regulation of transcription by RNA polymerase II
Cellular component (GO): nucleus
Source: RefSeq, a predicted model, not a curated record
AGCCAAACAACUUUGCAUGUUCAAUGUUCCAUCAACACACCGACAUUACACUUUUCACAAGCAAUUCGGCGUGUAUACAAUGUGAUUCACUGUAGCAAUUCUUCAUCAUGAAAAGAGCGGCAUCUCAAGAGUUGGAGGACCCUCCUCUCCCCAAGAAGGGUCGGACUGCUGCUCCCGCUGUUCUCCCUGAAGAUGCCGGCCUCAAGCUCGAGCUAAAUGAAGAUAUCUCUGAUACCGAGUCUCAUUAUACCGAGUCCCCCUCUGCAGGUCCCGCAGACACGCCUCUUACACCCCUCAGCCCUGCUCGAAAGUGGCCUUCCGACCUCAAGACAAUCAAGUGUACUUAUCCCGACUGUAACAAAACAUUCAACCGUCCUGCCCGUCUCGCCGCUCACCUCAGGUCACACAAUAACGAGCGCCCAUUCGUCUGCCCUUAUCCUGACUGUGACAAGAAUUACAUAGAAGAAAAGCAUCUCAAGCAACAUAUCAAGGGGUCGCAUACGGCCGAGAGAGAUCAUAUCUGUACCUAUGAAGGUUGUGGUAAAAAGUUUAUGACCGCUACUCGUCUCCGGAGACAUCAGCUGGUUCAUGAAGGCCAGGAGCGAUUCAAAUGCCGCGACUUUCCCCCCUGCAACCAGAGCUUCCGUAAGCAUCAGACAUUGCAACGUCAUAUCCGAACCGAACAUCAACACAAGCCAGCAUUUCAGUGCAGCCAAACAUUAGACGAAUCGGGGUCCCUUUGUGGGCAGGGGUUUGACACGGCUGGUGCCCUGAGGAGACACCAGGAACGGGACCAUGGUGAGAACCGGUUUUGGUGUGAGGAGUGCGCUACCCAGCCUGACGAGACUGGUAACCCAAGACGGGUGGGAUUUCCUACACUUGUUCUUCUGCAGGCCCAUAUGAAAACGUCUCAUAUCAAGUGUAUGUUUUGUGGAGAGUCGUGUAAUGGAAGGGAAGACUUGGAUAGGCAUAUUGAGUCGGACCAUGCCAACCGCAAGACUGUCGAGGAACGCAAGACUAUUGCCUGCACAUGGCCAGGAUGCACCAAGACCUUUACUAGGACGUCCAACAUGUAUGUGCACAUCCGUAGUGCACAUGAGGGCGCUCGUACUUUUGUGUGUGGCGAAUUCGAUUUAAGCAAAACAGCAGACUUGGCGACGUGGUCAAACUCUCAAGGCUGUGGGCAAGCCUUCGCUCUCAAAGCCGCACUAGAGAAGCAUGUGCGUUAUGUACACUUGAUGCAUGACAGACCGCAGCAAAACCUACCAGGGGCUUCUAUAUCACCACAAGCGCACGCCGACCCGACUAUGCUGGAACAGCUAACUGGCGUUGGCGAGAAAUCACGGGCAACACUGCCUUGCACAUUUUCGGGUUGCCAUACGAAAUUCACCUACAGUGGUGAGCUAGAGGCUCAUAUUCAGAAAGAGCAUCAAAUAGAGCAAGCACUUCUUGACGGACUCGAAGAUUUUGGCACCAAGACGGAGCCAUCGUCUGCCUUGCGCGACGUUACCCAGGGAAUAACGGAGUGGGAAGCGGAUUAUGGUGGGGAGGAUUUUUGGGUUGGGGCCGAUAUGACUCUGAUGGCGUUGAAUGCCGACAACGCGGGCAUCGACGAGGAAUGGCUUCGAGACGAGGCCGAGAUGAGAAAACUCAUUGGACCGGAUGAGCUUAAUGGCUUGAUUGACCCGUCACUAGGAUGAUCAAUUAUCUCUAUGAGCCCUAUGUACAUAUAUGCUAUAAAACGUUGCAUGAUACCCUUUGCUUUAGAAUGAAGAAUACGAGACUAUGACA